Molecule: messenger RNA, 1799 nt
Organism: Colletes gigas
Lineage: Eukaryota; Metazoa; Arthropoda; Insecta; Hymenoptera; Colletidae
Product: sorting nexin-8-like
Exons: 9
Coding region: 200-1750 (516 amino acids)
Biological process (GO): retrograde transport, endosome to Golgi
Molecular function (GO): phosphatidylinositol binding; protein binding
Source: RefSeq, a predicted model, not a curated record
GCGAUGGCGUAUGUUGUUCAUAUUUUUGUGUCGUUGUUCGUACCUCGCCGGUCAGUUAUACCGUCCUAUUGUUUAAAAUACGCGACGCGUGUGAAUGUAGGCUGUUAACGCAAGGAUAAACCCUGACGUGAUCAUAGUUUUGUAAAGCUCGGAGUGCAACAAUUUUGCAGGAUUCCGGAUGAUCUACAAGUGAUCCAACAUGGCGUCGACCGAUCUGUCGUUCGGCUGCAUACCGGCGUUCUACAGAGAAGUCUACGAGAAGAUUUGCUCUCCCACGAGUGGAAAUGUGGAACGAGAGGUGUUUAAAUCCCUCCUUGUCAAGUCUCAGCUGAGCAGCUCCGUUCUCAGUCAGAUAUGGGAACUCGUGGACAGCAAGACGGGUUACCUGACCAGGAGCGGAUUGUACAAGGGCCUUGCACUAGUCGCGUUUGCUCAGCAAGGAAAACAACCAAGCGACAAACUCCUGGAAAACUCCGAAUCUCAAGAAUUACCUGUUCCUACUCUGUGCGAUUUGUCGGAAGUGACGCUUCUGGCUCAAAGGUUGCACAAAGGUAGCAACCCUGCAAAAUUGAACCUCACGUACUCGGAUAUUUGUAAUCUGGACACGAUAGAAGUAAACUUGGUACCGGAAAAGAAGGGGAUCUUUUUGAAACACGUGGAGUACCAAGUGACGAGCAAGAGAUUCAAUUCCGUCGUUUAUAGACGCUACAAUGAUUUCGUAUCGUUGCACGAACUCCUCUUGGCCAGAUUCCCGUACAGGUUGAUACCGAAACUACCGCCGAAAAAAAUCGUGGGAGCGGACUCUCAGUUUCUGGAAGAAAGGAGACGGUCCCUCCUGAGAUUUCUCACCGUUAUCGCGCGCCAUCCGGUAGUGAGCAAAGACCACAUUGUACAAUUUUUCUUUACCUACACCGGCGAGGAGACCCAACAUAAAAUUCGCGAGGUAUUCAGGCGAGUGCCGGACGAAUUCGCCACGUCGGAACUGUCCUCGAAAGCGAAGGAGCUGGUGCCGCCGGAAACGUUAACCGAAUUCGCGAACAGUCGCGAUCAAAUCAGAGUGAUACUGCUCGGUAUCUCUCGGCUGAAAAACAUCGCAGAUUGCCUGGCAAUUAGAUCCCACAGCUACGCAGUAGACAUGGCGGAAUUAGGCACGCAGUUGAACAAUUUAGCCUCGGAGCCCCACGGUACCACUGCUUGGGCCACUGGUGGAUCUACCAUUUGGCAAGAGAUGAAAAAGGGUUUCCAUAUCAUCUCGAAAGAAUUCAACUUGCUCUCAACGAGAGCUCUGCAACAAGCAGUCAGAGAAGAAACAAUGGUCUGUGAAAGGCUGAAUCUCCUCUUAGAUAUUUUAGUAGCGCACAGAAUACUAUGUGAGAGGCAUGAACGCGGGGUCAGUGCUGAUCAUCAGCGUGCAUUAUCCACAAUGUUGUCUUUAAAGAAACGACAAAUGCAAGGAGUCAUCCGCGGCACUGAUACCGACACUGUCGAAUAUCUAGAGAACAAGAUGGUUGCCCAGGAGUCGGUGAUCGCGAACGUCGAGCUACGAAAUUGUUUUUCAUUGCACUGUUUACACAUGGAGACACAACUCGUUCACGCGCACUUAGAGAUACUUGCCACGGUAUUACAGAGUCUCGUCAAUGUUCAAAUCCGCGGGCAUUCCGAGCUUGCCGAAGUCUGGAAAUUAAUAGAGCCAACGAUCAUGAAGUGUUUACCAGAGAAAUCAACGAAUGGAUCGAACGGAAUUUCAUAAAGAAGAGAAAGUUUUUUUUUCACGCUACGCGUGCUUCGCGAUUAAAACU